GGAACUGGAGCACCAAAUUUACAAAAGUUAGCCGUUCGUGUUUUAAGUCAAACUUGUAGUUCUUCUGGUUGUGAGCGAAAUUGGAGUAUUUUUGAACACAUCCACACAAAGAAGAGGAAUCGGUUAGAACAUUAAAAGCUUAAUGAUCUUGUUUUCGUUCAUUAUAACUUGAGGCUACAACAAAGGAAUCUAAUGAGAAAGCAAAGCUAUGAUCCAAUUUGUCUUGAUACAUUUGAUGACCAUUCGGAUUGGAUAUUGGAAGAUUCACCGCCGUUUUUAACUCUGGAAGAGGUUGAUGCUCUACGAAAUGAUUUGGCAAAUAUGUCCAUUCAACCAACUUUGGAUGAUCUUGAUCAAUUAAAUUUGGAAGAUGACCAAGAUAACGAUGGACCAAGUAACAAUGCUAUGGAAGAUAUGGAUACAAAUCAAAAUGAGGGAAAUGUUGAUCAAUCUCCUAAUUUGCCCUAUGAAGAUGUUGAUGCUAACUUUAAGCUCACCCCUUGGACUUGAUUUAAUGAUUAUGUUAUCUUUAACUUGCUCUUGUUGAUUUAAAUUGAGAACAUAUUUUAUACUAGAAACUAGUUUAUUAACUCUUCUUUUAGAUUAUUAGUUAUGUUUAAGACUUGAUAUUUGAUUAUUAAUGUUUUUAAG
Messenger RNA from Arachis ipaensis, 651 nucleotides. The record is from RefSeq and is a predicted model, not a curated record. Lineage: Eukaryota; Viridiplantae; Streptophyta; Magnoliopsida; Fabales; Fabaceae.